Phacochoerus africanus (Common warthog) is the source of this 3829-nucleotide messenger RNA. RefSeq names its product regulation of nuclear pre-mRNA domain containing 1B (gene RPRD1B). Bases 373 to 1353 code for a protein of 326 amino acids. Gene Ontology annotation, molecular function: RNA polymerase II C-terminal domain binding. Gene Ontology annotation, biological process: mRNA 3'-end processing. The record is from RefSeq and is a predicted model, not a curated record. The transcript is spliced from 7 exons. NCBI's taxonomy places the organism in Eukaryota, Metazoa, Chordata, Mammalia, Artiodactyla, Suidae. Gene Ontology annotation, cellular component: RNA polymerase II, holoenzyme.
CGGAGGCCGCCGAAGUGCGCUCGUUUCCCGGUCUGUCGCUUUUGGAGUGCCCCGAGCGAGAUUUAGAGAGGUCUACACCACCGGAGCGGUGUUUUUCUACACUCUGACUCCUCUUGGUGGCCCGCCACUCCGGCGCUUGCCCUUUGACCCUGCUGUGGCGGUGGGGUGAGAGGUCGGUGGCCAUCUUGUGGAGGCGGCGCGGGCGGCUGUUACUGCGGAGACCCAUCCCCUCCCCCUCCUGGCACCCCCGCUGUCUCUCAGUCUGUAAAGAGUCGUGCAAGCCGUCAGGUGAGGCCCCGGCCUCGUGCCGUCACUCUUCCCGCCGCUCUGGGCGGCCUAGGCCGCUCCUUGCCGGGCCUCACCGCCGCCACCAUGUCCUCCUUCUCCGAGUCCGCGUUAGAGAAGAAGCUCUCGGAGCUGAGCAACUCUCAGCAGAGCGUGCAGACCCUCUCCCUGUGGCUCAUCCACCACCGCAAGCACGCAGGACCCAUCGUCUCAGUGUGGCACCGUGAGCUCCGCAAAGCCAAAUCAAAUAGAAAGCUUACUUUUCUGUACUUAGCCAACGAUGUCAUCCAGAACAGUAAAAGGAAAGGACCUGAAUUCACUAGAGAAUUUGAAUCUGUCCUUGUGGAUGCUUUUUCUCAUGUUGCCAGAGAGGCAGAUGAAGGCUGUAAAAAACCUUUAGAAAGAUUGCUGAACAUCUGGCAAGAAAGAAGUGUGUAUGGCGGCGAGUUCAUACAGCAGCUGAAGCUGUCUAUGGAGGACUCCAAGAGCCCUCCCCCCAAAGCAACGGAGGAGAAGAAAUCUCUGAAGCGAACUUUUCAGCAGAUACAAGAGGAAGAGGAUGACGACUAUCCUGGAAGCUACUCUCCCCAAGAUCCUUCUGCAGGACCCCUCUUGACCGAGGAACUAAUCAAGGCUUUGCAGGACCUGGAAAAUGCUGCAUCAGGAGAUGCUACUGUCCGACAGAAAAUUGCUUCUUUACCCCAGGAAGUACAAGACGUUUCUCUUUUGGAAAAAAUAACAGACAAAGAGGCAGCUGAACGUCUUUCAAAAACAGUAGAUGAAGCGUGUCUGUUACUAGCUGAAUAUAACGGGCGCCUGGCGGCAGAACUGGAAGACCGACGCCAGCUGGCUCGGAUGUUGGUGGAGUACACCCAGAACCAGAAAGAUGUUUUGUCAGAAAAGGAGAAAAAACUAGAAGAGUAUAAACAGAAGCUUGCUCGGGUAACCCAGGUCCGCAAGGAGCUGAAGUCCCAUAUUCAGAGUUUGCCAGACCUCUCCUUGCUGCCCAACGUCACAGGGGGCUUGGCCCCCCUGCCCUCUGCUGGUGACCUGUUUUCAACUGACUAGGGCAGGUGUUGUGCCCCAGAUUCCCAUCUCUACCAGCAGAACGAAGAGGGAAAGUCAUGGUUGGAAGUAACCUAGUAGCCCCCGAUUCUGUCCCUCCUUCCACUUGGCCCCCCAGCCUCAAGAAAGAACCACAGACUGACUCCUCUCCGGCCUCUCCUGUUGAGCACAAUUCAGAACAGUGGCGAGUGGAAUCCAAUUUAGAUUUAUAUUUGGAAAGAAUACAAACUGUCACACUUCAUGUUUCCAUGCCCCUGUUGGUUUCCAUUCUUAGCUCUCUCUUUACACCUAAGAAGUUAUGAAAAUCAUGUGUACUCCUGUAAGCUUUCAGAAGAAUCUUAUCCCUCAUGACAGCAUUGUGUUGUGAAAGCAGCUUCUCCUUUCUGAGCUGGGCUUGUUCAAGUUCAGUACAAACAAGCUUCCACUGAGGGGCUUAGUCUGGAGUCAUUGGCUUUCCUGGCUGCCGUUCACCCCAAAGGUUGGAGGCACGACUGUGGAACAGCUUCGCCAUAAAGAGUUUGCCAAAUCUCUGAGUCUCUCUUCCCAUGCAUGGCUUCUAGCAGUGCGCCGUCAGAGGUCAGGUGCAUUUGUUCUCUCAGCAGACUAGAGACUCUAGCAGUAAGAUUCAAAGCUGAUCUGGGACAUGAAGUCCCAGUUCAGAGACAGACUAACGGGGAUAAGUUACUUGCUCUAGGUUCCCACCAGUAACCUUUCCAGGCUGCACUUCUCAACAGUCCCACUGCCAGAGAGCAUGUUCCUAGAAACAUGAUCUUUGCUUCAAUUGGUUGUGAAGGUAGGUGUUAGAAAUGGCACUGGUGGACCCCAAAAUCUAUAGGCAUACUGGGUGUCUGGGCUCUGCGUGGAAAUUGUUUUGAGCCUUUAUUUUGGGGAGUAGGGCACACACUAACAUUUAAUGCACUGCGUGGGUACAUGUGCACAGCAUGGUGACUGAGCUUGAAUAUCUCCCCUGCAGAUGUGACACGCUGUGCAUGUUUGUCUGUCUUUCAGUUCACACCACUGCACGUGUCCAUGUGCCCCCAGGAGGAGGCAUAUUUUGCAUCGGAUGUUAUUGAAUAGCUCAUCUCCGGAAGGGGGAAAGUGAGGGGUAUUAAUUGGGGAUUUUAAUUCCAUUAUCAUGCCAGCUGACAUUAUGACUAUAUAAUGUAGUUAGAAUUUUUAUCUUGCUUUUAGUAAAGAUUAGGUCUGCUGACUGUAAAUCAUUCUAAUUUGGCAGGCUUAUUUUUGACAUUGGAAAGGGCAGAAAACAAUUUGCCCCAAUAGUGUAAUAGGAAUUAUAGCCCAGAGGCUGAAAUCCAAAAGCUGUAAAAAGGAAUUCAGUGGAGGGGGCUUCAGAAUCCCCAUUAUUUUGAGUUGCUGUAUUCAGGAUUACCAAAAAGCCAAUUACAUGUAAUUUUACAUGUUCAGCGUGUUAGAACAUAACCUCUGUUUUAAAAAGCGUAGCAGGCUUCCCUUCAAGAAGCUCUCCUGCCUGCCAUGAAAUAAAAAUGAUGAAAAGUCAUAGCAGGUAUGCAGUUUAACUGUGUAGAAUCUAGUAGCAUUUAAGCUAUUUUUCAGAUUGAAUAUGGACUGUGUGUUUGCAUAUUGACACUGCCUGUUGUCCUGUAAUUAUUAAAUUAAUGCGUCUAUAUAGUUGUUCUCCCAGAGGCCGUAGGGCAGUAAAUUACCAAAACUGCAAAAUAAAUUCCAGUCUUUGCUGUUUCUGCACAUAAGCCCCCUCCCCACAUGAUGUGCUGCUUUAGUCCUGCAUAUGAGCUUGCUUCUCAACAGACCCAUCUUGGACAUUCUCUAUGCUUUCUUUUACCAGGGAAGCCAAAUCCAGCCAUAAACCACCAAAAAGGUGUGGUAGACAUUUGCUCUGAUCAGCUAGAUGAAAGUGUUACAGUGGAUUUCGCUCACUGCUGUGUUUUAUCUGAUUGAGUCUUUGACCAGCAAUUGGUGCAUAAUUACUAUAGCAAGGGCAAGAAAUGAAACCGUAGCAAUUAUGUAAAUGAAUGUGUUGGCCUCGUAACACCUGUUACUAGUAGACUUCCUGUGAGGAAGUUAGUUCUUUUUUUUUGUUUGUUUUUCAAUGAAAUGCUUUUGUUUUGAAUCUUAAUUCUCCAGCAUCCUCCCCAAGUGUGCUUAUUACUUCAUUUGUUUAAUUUAAAUGACCCUUUCUCCUUGUAUGUAUGAGGUGAUCUGGCGGGGUGGGGUAGGUGGUUGUUUUGUGUUUUCCUUACCUAUAGGGCAUCCAUCGGCCUCAGAGACCUUUCCUUUAGGUCAUAUUCCUCAGAAAGUCUUCAAUCUUCUUUUUGUUUUUUGUUUUUGUUUUUUUCUUAAAGAAUAUUUUUAAAGCUUAAAUUUGUAUAUUAAUUUAGGACUUUAUUUAGAAGUAUAGGCUGCCAUUGGUGGUAGCAGUAUAUUCUGAAAUGUCUCAUAGAUAUAUAUUUUUGAAUAAAGAUGGUGUUGUUGAACGACA